AUGGACUUCACAUUCCACGAAGGCGUAAAUGGCUCCGCGCCCUGGGUCGAGUUCUACCCGUACAACCCAUCUCAAACAGCCGGCUAUGCCUUCAUGGCCAUAUUUGGCUUAACGACAGUCGUUCACAUCAUUCUGAUGUUUCCGUACAAGGCAGCCUACUUCAUUCCUCUAAUCCUGGGCGGAAUAUGUACGUACAUCAUAUACUACCCUCCCCUGUUUACAAAUUAUACACGACGAACACCACUAACAAAUAUAUCAGGCGAAACAUUCGGCUACUAUGGCCGCGCCUGGUCCCACAACAACAGAACCCUGAUCAGCUCCUGGGCCCUCCAACAAAUGCUCAUUCUCUGCGCACCACCCUUCGUCGCUGCAACAAUUUACAUGGUACUCGGUCGCAUCAUCCGCGCCUUCGAUGCCGAGCACCUCUCCCCCAUGCGAACUAAACGGAUAACCGUCCUCUUCGUGCUAAACGACAUUAUCUGCUUCCUGACCCAACUCGGCGGCGCAGGCGUCCAGAUCACGGGCGAUGCCAAGGUCAUGGAUAUUGGACGGAAAGUCGUUCUUGUCGGACUUGUGUUUGCGCUUGUGGUCUUCCUGGUGUUUGUUUGGAUCGCAUGGGUGUUUCAUCGGAGACUAGCUGCUGAGCCGACGAGGGUGGCGGCUGAGAACCCUGAUUUAGGUUGGAAGAGGUAUAUGUGGGCGAUUUAUGUGAGUUGUUUGUUUUUGAUGGUGAGGAAUUUGGUUAGGUUGGUGGAGUUUGGGGCGGUUAAGUCGGCUUUGAAUCAGCAGGAGGCGUAUAUUUAUGUCUUUGAUGCCGCGAUGAUGUUUCUUUCGAUGGCGGUUUUGGUGUUUUGGCAUCCGGGGUUGUUGAUUAAGAAGGCGAGACGGGCUGGGGAGGCUGGGAGGUUGUGUGCUGGUAUGGAGGAGGGGGAGAGUGGUGAUGGGGUGCCUUUGGCUGGGUAUAAGGGGUAUCAGAGGUGUUGA
Aspergillus caelatus is the source of this 984-nucleotide messenger RNA. RefSeq names its product RTA1 domain-containing protein. NCBI's taxonomy places the organism in Eukaryota, Fungi, Ascomycota, Eurotiomycetes, Eurotiales, Aspergillaceae. Gene Ontology annotation, cellular component: membrane. The record is from RefSeq and is a predicted model, not a curated record. Bases 1 to 984 code for a protein of 327 amino acids. The transcript has a single exon.